Molecule: messenger RNA, 1339 nt
Organism: Pezoporus occidentalis (night parrot)
Lineage: Eukaryota; Metazoa; Chordata; Aves; Psittaciformes; Psittacidae
Gene: ZC3H10
Product: zinc finger CCCH-type containing 10
Exons: 1
Coding region: 67-1266 (399 amino acids)
Biological process (GO): regulation of RNA splicing
Molecular function (GO): RNA binding; metal ion binding
Source: RefSeq, a predicted model, not a curated record
CGGCGGCGGGGGUACGGUGUCCGGGAGGGGACCCUCACCGCGCUCCGUCCCUCCCGCAGCCCCGCGAUGCCGGACCGGGACGGGUUCCCCUCGGGCGGCAGCGGGGACGAAGCCGUCGGCGGUGUCGGAGGCGGGGGCCUCGGCGGCGGCGGCGGCGGCGGCGGCGGCGGCGGGGGGAGCCCGGACGAUGACAUCUGCCGGGACUUCCUGCGCAACGUCUGCAAGCGCGGCAAGCGGUGCCGGUUCCGGCACCCGGACAUGAGCGAGGUCACGAACCUGGGCGUGCGCAAGAACGAGUUCAUUUUCUGCCACGACUUCCAGAACAAGGAGUGCGUGCGGCUCAGCUGCCGCUUCAUCCACGGCUCCAAGGAGGACGAGGACUCCUACAAGAAGACGGGCGAGCUCCCGCCGCGCCUGCGCCACAAAGUGGCCGCGGGGCUGGGCCUCUCCCCCGCCGACCUCCCCAACAGCAAGGAGGAGGUGCCCAUCUGCAGGGACUUCCUCAAGGGCGACUGCCAGCGCGGGGCCAAGUGCAAGUUCCAGCACCUGCAGCGCGACUUCGAGCCGGGCGCCCGCCGCUACGAGGCCUUCGAGGGGCUCUACGAGGCCGAGCACGAGCCCUUGCUCAAGCGGCGCCGCGGCGACGGGCUCCACUUCGAAGCCUUCGACUUCGGCGGCGCCGGCGGCCCCACGGUGGAGCAGCGGCUGCUGGAGGAGGAGAACGCGCUGCUCCGCAAGCGGGUGGAGGAGCUCAAGAAGCAGGUGAGCAACCUGCUGGCCACCAACGAGGUGCUGCUGGAGCAGAACGCGCAGUUCCGCAACCAGGCCAAGGUGAUGACGCUGAGCUCCAGCGCCGCCGCCGCCGCCACCGAGCAGACUCUGGCCCCCGCCGUGGGCACCGUGCCCAGCUUCAACCCGGGCAUGGCGCAGACGCACACCACGCUCAGCAGCCAGGCCCUGCAGCCGCGCGCCGUGGCCCAACAGGAGCUGGUGGCUCCGGCCGGGGCGCAGGCGGCUCCGCCGGCCACGGCCGCGCCGCCCCCGCUCAACCCCGACAUCGCGCCGCUCUCGGCCGCCCUGGCUCAAACCAUCGCCCAGGGCAUGGCCCCCCCCGUCUCCAUGGCGCCCGUGGCCGUCUCGGUGGCGCCGGUGGCCGUGUCCAUGGCGCAGCCCUUGGGGGGCAUCACCAUGAGCCACGCCACCACCCCCAUGGUCACCUACCCCAUCGCCUCGCAGAGCAUGCGCAUCACGGCCAUGCCCCAUUGACGCCCCCCCCCGGGGGUGCUUUGGAACAGCCCGGGCCGGCACCGGGGGAAGGUGCGGGAGGCUCCCGGGACAG